Molecule: messenger RNA, 5457 nt
Organism: Gregarina niphandrodes
Lineage: Eukaryota; Apicomplexa; Conoidasida; Eugregarinorida; Gregarinidae
Product: DNA-directed RNA polymerase
Exons: 1
Coding region: 1-5457 (1818 amino acids)
Biological process (GO): DNA-templated transcription
Molecular function (GO): DNA-directed RNA polymerase activity; DNA binding
Source: RefSeq, a predicted model, not a curated record
AUGGAUUUGGCGGAGCAAUUUGUAUUGAAGGAUGUGGUUCGAGAGACAAAAGUGGGUUGGAAGAUUGAUGAGUUAACGUUUGAUAUAUUGUCGGCGAAUGAUAUUGUGAAGUAUUCCGCGGUUCGUGUGACGCAUCCGGGAUUCUAUCAGCAGUCAACAACAGGUACUAUGAAGCCUUUACCAUUUGGUCCCAUGGAUUUACAUAUGGGUGCUAAUCGGGCGGAUCGAGAUAAAAAUGUUGGUCGUUGUCAGACUUGUAAUGGCGGUUGGGAUGAGUGUGUGGGUCAUUGGGGGUAUGUGAAGUUGCCGUUUCCUAUAUUCCAUCCGGGUUUCUUCAAGCACGCAUUAUUGAUAUUGUAUUGCGUGUGUAAGAAUUGUAGUAAGUUAUUAGUCAUUGGAGAAGAGAAAGAAAUGUUUCGACGGCGGAUGAGGCGUAAUGCAAGCGACAAUAUAAAUAAGAUGAGGGUCUUCAAGGCGUUGGUUGAAGCGAGCAAGAAGGUGGAUCGAUGUUGUUACUGUGACGGUAAUCAAGGUAUGUUGCGUCGAAUUAAUCAGGGUACUGCGGACAAAUUUAUGAAGUUACAGCAUGAAAUUAAGGUGAAGGAGGCUGAUGGGAAGAUAUCGAAGAUAAUUGAGGAUCUCGAUGCCUCUUCAGUGUAUCGAAUUUUCUCUAAAAUUCCAUUAAUUGAUCGUGAGGUUUUAUUCGUGUCGAAGCCAGAAAAUUUGCUCAUCACCGUAUUCCCAGUUCCACCGUCAUCGAUCCGACCGUCCAUCACACUGGGUGAUGCGGGUACAAAUGAGGAUGACCUGACAGCGACGGUAAAAGAUAUUGUUCAAUUAUCGAACCAGAUCGAGGAAGCGGCAGAGUCAGGAUUUCAAUUGCCGGGAGUUGUUUCUCAGAUGGAGGCAUUGCAGCUGAAUGCGGUGCGAUUCAUAAAUACUGAUUAUCCUCAAUUGGAAGCGGCAUUAAACUCUCUCAACGGUUUUGGUGGUAGUGGUGGUGGUGGUAGUGCGAAAGUAGGUCGUGGUGUGGCUCAGCGUUUAAAAGGAAAAGAAGGUAGAUUCAGGUGUAAUUUGUCUGGUAAGCGUGUGGACUUUAGUGGACGUACUGUCAUUUCUCCGGACCCGAAUUGUCCAAUUCCGUGUGUGGUAGUACCACAAUGGAGUGCUAUGCGUCUAACAUUCCCUGAACGUGUAGCACCUUACAAUCUUGACAGAUUACGUUCCUGUGUAUUACGUGGUCCUGAUGAGUGGCCGGGAGCAUUAUCAAUUACACGUAAGGGUGAGGAUUUCCGUACGUCAUUGAAAUUUGUAAAUCGACGACAGGUAGCAGCUUCAUUACAAUUUGGAGACUUAGUUGAACGACAUCUAUGGGAAGAUGAUAUGGUGCUAUUUAAUAGACAACCAUCACUACAUCGAAUGAGUAUUAUGGCACAUCGCGCACGUGUUAUGCCCUGGAGAACACUUCGUUUUAAUGAGUGUGUGUGCUCACCUUACAAUGCUGAUUUUGAUGGUGAUGAAAUGAAUUGUCAUCUACCACAAACACUUGAAGCUAAAGCUGAAGCAUUACAUCUGAUGGGUGUUACCAACAAUCUAACUACACCCAAGAAUGGGGAACCACUCAUCGCAGCUACUCAAGAUUUCUUAUCAGGUUCUUGGAUGAUUACACAUAAAGAUGUAUUCUUACCGCGAGAUAAAUUUACCUUAUAUUGUGGAUAUUUUAGCGAUGGUUUACUUCAUAUCGAUAUGCCACCACCUUGUAUUCUUAAGCCUAUGGAAUUGUGGAGUGGUAAGCAACUUUAUAAUUUAUUAUUACGACCAAAUCGUAAGGCAAAAGUCGUGGUUAAUUUUGAGCUUAAGGAGCGUGAUUUCGAGAAACCCAAAAAUGGUCGUGAACAAGAGUUUAUUACACCCGCUUUCAUGUGCAGACAUGAUGGUUAUGUCAUUAUUCAACACUCUGAAAUUAUGUGUGGUGCGCUUGGUAAAAAAGUUCUAGGUGGUGGCUCUAAGGAAGGUCUGUUCUUUCAUCUUAUUCGAGAUAAUACUGCCGCCGUUGCCGCGGAAAUAAUGGGUCGGGUUGCGAAGUUAACAGGCCGGUGGUUCGCCAAUCGUGGUAUGACCAUUGGCAUAGAUGACGUAACCCCGACCGCGGUGAUCACCCAAUUGAAAGAGGAAAUGUUAAAGGAUGGUUUUGGAAGAGUAGAUGCCUUAGUUGAGGCACAUAGAACCGGUCGUAUGUUACCUGAUUCCGGUUGUACACUAGAACAAACACUUGAAAAUCGCUCCAAGGCAGUAUUAGAUGAUCUACGUACUAAAGGAGGGGAAUUAUCCGUUGCCAAAUUACAACCACUGAAUAAACCAUUAGUCAUGUUCCUAUCAGGUGCCAAAGGUGCACUUAUUAAUAUGGCACAAAUGAUUUGCUUAGUAGGUCAACAGAAUGUGAAUGGUAAGCGAAUCUGGGAUGGCUUCGUAAAACGAACUUUACCUCACUAUGCCCCCAAACAGGUACGCUCACCCAAGGCUAAGGGCUUUGUUGCAAACAGCUUCUAUACUGGUCUUAGUCCUGAUGAGUUUUUCUUCCAUACCAUGUCAGGUAGAGAAGGACUUGUAGACACAGCCGUAAAAACCGCAGAUACAGGCUACAUGCAACGCCGUCUAGUUAAGGCACUCGAAGAUCUCAGCGUCAAGUACGAUCGUACCGUACGCACUUCCGACGGACAGGUCGUCCAGUUUGUUUACGGAGAUGACGGAUUGAACCCACAACUCAUGGAAAAAAAAACCGAUCUCGUCGACCUGACCGCCGCCUUCUUACAUGUUCGGACACUAAAACGCCUGAAACCCGAUCUACUUAAUGCCCUCAGCCAACAGGAACUACGCAACCGACGACUAGAUCCCAACCGACGACCAGAUCCCAACCACCCACGCCAGGGUUUGAAUACACGUCCUCAUGUUAACGACCCACAAUUGGUGGCUCAUUCAAGUCACGACCUGAAUCCCUGUGCCGGAGCAAAGCACGGGCUGCACGACCAAAUGCUGACAAGCGCAGCGGACGCAGUCAAACCGGCCUCACCAGACGCAAUUCUGCCGCCCGUCUCAGAUGUACCGUUAAUGCGGCGUGUGCAGCAAUACCUCGCGGCGCGUCCCGCGGCCGAGGACUUGAGCGAGUUACCCCGACACUUGAGGCAAAAAGUCGCGCUGGCCCGACAAAUUGCACGUUCUCUCGGCGGCGAUGGGGUAGACUCGACGGCGGUUUUCGCCCCCGACGAGCGACAGCCGGAAUGGGCAAGGAGGGAGCAGCGUGCACUCGCGCAAAUACGAAAUCACUUAGUCGUGUGGAUGUGUGUGAUUAAGGAGUUACCGGCCGCCAAACGCCUGGCGCCACUCUUGCCAUACGAGUUUCUACAGUGGAUGCAAUGGCUACUACCGCGCACUCGCGAAAUCGAACCCAGCACGGUUACUGUGGGCGAAAAUGCCGCCCGCUCAGAGGCACCGACACAUCAGCCCAAGACCGCACGUCUUCGCGUGUUCGGCGAAGAGGUGAUGCGCUGGUGUCAACAACAGGCUCAGCAAUUGGCGACCGAUCGUGAAAACAAUCAGGAGGUACCGGCACUCGAUCAGGCGGAGUACGAAGCAGUGGUCAAUGUCUACCGCGAAGACUGCGCGGUUGACCGGCUUCGACUCCGCAGCUACUUCGCCUCCAACCCUAUCCCAGUCGCCGUAGCUGAGCCAGUCGACGUAGCCGAUGCAGUCGGCGUGGCGGAAAUUCAUCCGCUCCAACGUCGUUUGUGGUAUUAUCGACACGCGAAGAAAAUGCAUCAGGAUUAUCAACAACGACGCGCCGUAGGAGAGGUGGCUAUUACCACGGGAGGAGAGGUGGCUAUUACCACGGGAGGAGAGGUCGUCGGGACUGGGUUGAGAAGUAUGUUCUUGGUGGAUGAUGAAAAGGAGGGGAGCGCGGAGACGGCGUUGGCGGGCAGGUUUGAUGGAACGAUAGUGAAGGAGCGUUGGAAAGUAUCUCGUUGGGUGACAUUGGAGAAUGUGUAUGAUUUAUGUGUGUUGCUGUGGCAGAAAUACAACCGAGCAUUGAUUGAGCCAGGUGAGGCGGUAGGAGCGAUUGGUGCUCAAUCGAUAGGUGAGCCGGGUACUCAGAUGACGUUGAAGACAUUUCAUUUUGCGGGUGUGGCUAGUAUGAAUGUUACGUUGGGUGUGCCGCGUAUUAAGGAGAUUAUUAAUGCAGCAUCGAAGAUUGGUACGCCUAUUCUGACAGUGCCAUUAGCGUUGAAUAAGAAUUCGUUUUCAUUCGCGCAAAUGGUUAAGGGGCAGUUACAAUGUGUUUCUCUGGGUCAGGUAUGUCGGUAUGUAAAGCAAGUGUUGUCACCUGAGGGAGCUUGGGUAGUUGUUCGUUUAAGUAAAGAUGCUAUUCAGAAUAACUUUUUGGAGGUGGAUGCAGAACGUGUGUGUGCUAAGAUAUUGGAACAGGGUACGGUAGGUAAGUUGAAGAUGCGUGAAGGAUUAAUUGAAAUAGUGCACAAGUACAAACUCAUUGUCAAACCACCAGGAACACGAGAGGGCGUUAAUGGGCUUAGUUUCCAGUUAACAGCACUCAUGGAUAGUCUGCCCCAUGUGUCUGUAUGUGGAAUGAAGACAGUCCGGAGGUGUAUCGUUCAAACCAAGUCUAAGGGAAAUGGUGAGAAGGGAAAUGGUGAGAAGGGAAAUGGUGAGGAAGAGUUGAAUGAAUAUUCACUAGCUGUUGAGGGGGAAGGACUGCGCCAGAUCAUGGGUGUAGAAGGUGUCGAUGGCAACCGAGUCGGGUGCAAUAGUAUCAUGGAAGUCAAGGACGUCCUCGGUAUUGAAGCCGCACGACAAGUGAUCAUUUCGGAGAUCAAAGGCUGCAUGGACGCCUACAGCAUGGACAUAGAUAUACGGCACAUGCUCCUUCUCGGAGACGUCAUGACCUUCCGAGGAGAGGUACUCGGCAUCUCGCGACAUGGUAUCCAAAAAAUGCGCGCCAGCGUCCUUUGUCUCGCCUCCUUCGAAGAAACAAAUGAACACUUAUUCGAAGCCGCCGUACACCGUAAAUCGGAACAUGUCAAGGGGGUUAGUGAAGCCAUCAUUCUCGGCAGUCGAGUGGCCGUUGGGACGGGCGCCUUUGACGUACUUCAGAAACCACCAGGCGUCUACAAUAAACCACAACGAAAAACCUUCCUCCUUGCUAGAAUUCAAAAGAGACUCGAACAUCAGACCAUGAUGGCCAUCGAGCCAGAACAGGAGGGCGCAGAUGCUGGGGGUACCCCUCUGGCUCUUCCGGACUAUAUGACUGCCACUGACGCGACACAACCAAACGAACCAGAGGUCAUGGCCCACUCAGCUGCUCUCACCGAAACACUACCCAUUGGUCAACCGCUGACCAGUGGCGCUCAGACACGCGAACCGCCCGCCAAGCGUUCGAGGAAGUGA